UCUUGCUCGCUCUUCCUUUCGCGCCGGCAGCUCGUGAGAGACCCGCGCGUCCAUGUGCGCAUUGCCCGGGACUAACUUCACAGAUCGCCGAACCGACCGAAUCUCUUGCACGUUACGGCCACGGGAAUAAUGGACCCUAACGCCCUGAUCGAGGCCCUUCGGGGCACCAUGGACCCGAACCUGCGCGAGGCCGCGGAGAGACAGCUGAACGAGGGUCAUACCCAGGUGAACUUCAUGUCUACUCUGCUGCAGAUCACCAUGUCAGAUCAGCUGGACCUCCCAGUCAGACAAGCAGGUGUGAUCUACCUGAAGAACAUGGUGACGCAGCACUGGAGUGAGGGGGGGGAGGGGAGUGGAGAGCAGCAGCAGCAGCAGCAGCAGGUUAGCACCAUCCCCGAAGAGGACCGAACCUUCAUCAGAGACAACAUCAUCGAAGCCAUCAUACACUCCCCCGAGAGGAUCAGGGUGCAGUUGACUACGUGUAUUCACCACAUGAUUAAGAGUGACUACCCCGCUAAGUGGACGGCGGUGGUCGACAAGAUCGCCUUCUACCUCCAAUCAGACAACAGCAGCGGCUGGCUGGGAAUCCUCCUGUGUCUUUACCAACUAGUCAAGAACUACGAAUAUAAGAAGCCAGAGGAGAGAGCGCCCCUAGUGGCGGCCAUGCAGAUCUUCAUGCCGAUGUUGAAACAGCGUUUUAUUCAGCUGCUGCCGGACCAAUCGGGAGACUCCGUUCUCAUCCAGAAACAAAUCUUCAAGAUUCUAUACGCCGUCUUCCAGUACAACCUGCCGCUGGAGCUGAUCAACCGCCAGACUCUGACCGACUGGAUGGAAAUCCUGAAGACGGUUGUGGACCGAGACGUACCCCCUGAGACGCUGCAGGUGGAUGAGGAGGAGAGGCAGGAGCUGCCCUGGUGGAAAUGCAAGAAGUGGGCACUACACAUACUGGCCAGGCUGUUCGAGAGGUACGGUAGUCCCGGUAACACCACUAAGGAGUACGCCGAGUUCGCGGAGCUGUUCCUGAAGGGAUACGCCGUCGCAGCACAACAGGUCUUAUUGAAGGUCCUGUAUCAGUAUAAGGAGCAGCAGUAUGUGGCGCCGCGCGUCCUGCAGCAGACGGUGAAUUACAUCAACCAGGGAAUCGCCCACGCAGUCACAUGGAAACACCUGAAGCCACACAUCCAGGGCAUCAUCCAAGACGUGGUGUUUCCUCUCAUGUGCUACACUGACAGCGAUGAGGAACUUUGGCAGGAGGACCCUUAUGAAUACAUCAGGAUGAAGUUCGACGUGUUUGAAGACUUCAUCUCUCCGACUACUGCAGCACAGACGCUCCUCUUCACUGCCUGCAACAAGAGGAAAGAGGUUCUCCAGAAGACGAUGGGCUUCUGCUAUCAGAUCUUAACUGAUCCGGCUUCAGACCCGCGCAAGAAGGACGGAGCACUACACAUGAUCGGGUCCCUAGCAGAGAUACUGCUCAAGAAAAAGAUCUAUAAGGACCAGAUGGAGUUCAUGCUGCAGAAUCACGUCUUCCCGCUCUUCAGAUCGGACCUGGGGUACAUGAGGGCCCGGGCCUGCUGGGUGCUCCACUACUUCUGUGAGGUGAAGUUCAAGAGCGAUCAGAAUCUGCAGACUGCGUUGGAGUUGACGAGGCUUUGCCUGAUUAACGAUAACCAGAUGCCCGUUAAGGUGGAGGCGGCCAUCGCCCUGCAGGUGCUGAUAUCCAAUCAGGAGAAAGCUAAGGAGUACAUCACUCCCUUCAUCAGACCGGUGAUGCAGGCCUUACUUCACAUCGUCAGGGAAACCGAGACCGAUGACCUCACCAGCGUGAUCCAGAAGAUGAUCUGUGAAUACAGUGAAGAGGUGACACCCAUCGCCGUGGAGAUGACGCAACACCUAGCCAUGACCUUCAACCAGGUGAUCCAGACGGGCCCGGAUGAGGAGGGAGGGGACGACAAGGCCGUAACAGCCAUGGGAAUCCUCAACACCAUCGACACACUGCUGUCAGUAGUGGAGGAGCACAAGGAGAUCACGGCACAGCUGGAGGGCAUCUGUCUUCAGGUCAUCGGAACAGUUCUGCAGCAACACGUACUGGAGUUCUAUGAAGAGAUCCUGUCUCUGGCUCACUCCCUCACGUGUCAGCAAGUGUCGCCCCAGAUGUGGCAGCUGCUGCCGCUCGUAUUCGAGGUCUUCCAGCAGGACGGCUUUGACUACUUCACAGACAUGAUGCCUCUUCUCCACAACUAUGUUACCGUGGAUACCGACACGCUGCUCUCAGACACCAAAUACCUGGAGAUCAUCUACAGCAUGUGCAAGAAGAUCUUGACAGAUGAGGCUGGUGAGGAUCCCGAGUGUCACGCUGUGAAGCUGCUGGAGGUCAUUAUACUGCAGUGCAAAGGACGCGGCAUCGACCAGGUGGUUCCUCUGUUUGUGGCGUCUGCGUUGGAGCGUCUGACGCGUGAGGUGAAGACCAGCGAACUGAGAACCAUGUGCUUACAGGUUGCCAUAGCAGCGCUGUAUUACUCUCCUCCUCUGCUCCUCAACACUCUGGAGAAUCUCCGCCUCCCCAAUCAGACGCAGCCAAUCACAAACCACUUCAUCUGCCAGUGGCUCAAAGACGUCGACUGCUUCCUCGGGCUACACGACCGUAAGAUGUGUGUGUUGGGUUUGUGUGCGCUGAUGGAUCUUGAGCAGCGUCCGCAAGCCGUCUCGCAGUCGGCCAAUCAGCUGCUGCCGGCGGCCAUCUUGCUUUUUAACGGGCUGAAGAGGGCGUACGCCUGCAGAGCGGAGCACGAGAACGAGGAAGAGGACGGAGAGGAGGAAGAGGAGGACGAGGAAGGAGCUGAGCUGGGUUCUGAUGAAGAUGACAUCGAUGAGGAAGGGCAGGAGUAUCUGGAGCUGUUGGCCAAGCAGGCGGGUGAGGACGGCGACGAUGACGACUGGGAGGAAGACGACGCUGAGGAGACGGCACUCGAGGGAUACACGACGUUGGUGGACGACGAAGACAACAACGUGGACGAAUACCAGAUAUUUAAAGCCAUCUUACAGAGCCUCCAGACACGAGACCCAGCGUGGUACCAGGCCCUGACAGCCGUUCUUGACGAGGAGCAAACUAAAUCACUACAAGACGUCAUCACACUCGCAGAUCAGCGACGCGCAGCACACGAGUCCCGUAUGAUCGAGAAACAUGGUGGCUACAAGUUCAACGUUCCCGUCGUUUGUCCUUCAAACUUCAACUUUGGAGGCGCCGCCCCUCCCCCCCUCUAACUCCGCCCCCCAAGAACCCUAAUGGACAGAUCUCUCCCCUCCCCCCUCUAACACACACACACACACUAGAUACACACAAAUGCAUACAUACACGCACACACAUGCGCACACACACGCACGCAUUAGAUGCACACACAUGCACACACACACACACACACACACACACACACACACACACACACACACACACACACACCCCUCUACUGGACUCUAACUCUGAUGGUUGUAGUGAAGCUGAAGCUCUUGAUGAUCCGAUUGGACCACACCUGACCACGCCCCCAAAAGACACCUGACCACGCCCCCCAAACACCUGAUCACGCACCCAAUAGACAAAGACUCUCCUCCCCCCGGACAUUCUCACACACACACACACAGAUUUGUACUCACACAGAUUCUAAUAAACACACACAGAAACGGCUGGGAAAGACUAAAGGGCAUACACACACACACACACACACACACACACACACCCUCCCUCCGUCAUCCUUCUGGUCAAGGCUGUCCUGUGCAGCCCAGCUCUCUGAUUCCCAUGGCAACGGACGUCUCCAUACACCCCCCUCCAUCAUCUGGUUCCCAUGGCAACGUGCAGCACCCCCCGCACAGGACGCCACACAGGAAACACCAACCGGUUUCCAUGACAACAAAUGAACCAACCAACCUCCCCCCCCUCUCUCCUCUCCUCUCCUCUCCUC
Engraulis encrasicolus (European anchovy) is the source of this 3956-nucleotide messenger RNA. It is a transcript of the gene ipo7, whose product is annotated as importin 7. Gene Ontology annotation, molecular function: small GTPase binding. Gene Ontology annotation, biological process: protein import into nucleus. The record is from RefSeq and is a predicted model, not a curated record. Bases 130 to 3264 code for a protein of 1044 amino acids. Gene Ontology annotation, cellular component: cytosol; nuclear envelope. Lineage: Eukaryota; Metazoa; Chordata; Actinopteri; Clupeiformes; Engraulidae. The transcript is spliced from 28 exons.